This is a messenger RNA of Phodopus roborovskii (desert hamster), 2193 nucleotides long. RefSeq names its product sterile alpha motif domain containing 15 (gene Samd15). Gene Ontology annotation, molecular function: protein binding. Lineage: Eukaryota; Metazoa; Chordata; Mammalia; Rodentia; Cricetidae. Bases 1 to 2193 code for a protein of 730 amino acids. The record is from RefSeq and is a predicted model, not a curated record. The transcript is spliced from 3 exons.
AUGGCUGAAGUCCCAGAAGAUUAUGAUUCUGACCCAGAUGAAAAUGAGAAGCUGGAGCCUAACACAACUGAUUCUCUUAGGUCUCAAGAAUUGCGUAAUGCUAAAUCAGACACCGUGGCAGAGGUAACCCCUGAGCAGCAACCAAAGAUUAACCAAGAGCCAGAGGAACUAAAGGCUAAGGAAGAUGUCUUUGAAGAGGGGAAGCCAGGGAGUGCAGAAAACAUACUGCUAGAGCCAGCCAGGACGCCCAAAGGAAUUCCCAGGGAGACCCACAAGAACCUACCCAGUCAAGCUGAAGCAGAGAUAACGCACGCGUUGACGUUAGAGACAUCUGCCGCAGCAGGGGGAGAGGAUUUGGAGGUUACGGGGGAUGAAAAACAUGAGCCAGACCUACAACUACCAGACAUUUCAGUAGAUGUUCUUACAGAAACACCUCCAGACACAAACACACAGCUAUCAACAGAAAGCAAGGCUCCAGAGGCAACGCGAAUUAAGACAAUAACAGAGCUACCAGAAAAGAAGGUUCCAGAGCAGGAGGGAGAUACAGAAACCGGUCCAGAGCAAAACACACCAGAUUUUCUAAGUGGCAAGCCACAAAAAUCGGUUGAAGAGGAAAAUCCAGCCCCAUCAAACAUGACCGAGUUAGAAAUUACAGAGAAGACACAAGGAGAGUCAACCAAAGAGCCAUCUAAGGUGACUAAGCCAGAGUUUCCAGGCCAGAUGCUAAGAAAAUCUACUGAGGAAGCAGCUACUAAGCCUCCAGAAGGGGUUCGAGUAAAGCCCACUGAGCAACCUCAGCAGGCUAUGCCAGAAUCCCCAGACAAGAAACCAAGACAGCCGAUUGAAAAGAAAGUUCCAGCGCCACUGGAAGAACUCAAACUGGAGCUUUCUGAGGAAGAAUCAAGAAAACAAACGGAAAAAGCAAGUCUAGAGCUAUCAGAAAAGGUGUCAAAGGAAACACAAAAAAGCUCUGUUAAGGAAAAGAUCCCAGAGAAACUGGGAGAGGCUUCUCUGGGACUACAAAAAGAGAUAAAACCAGAUGUUCAAGGGAAGACACAAGAAAAACCAGUUGAGGAGAAAGUUCCAGAACCAUCAGAGGACAGGAAACCAACAGGUCAAAAAGAAAAGCCGAGAAAAUCAAGUGAGAAGUCUAAAUCAAAGGGAAUGCUAGUGGAGCCCGGAAAGGAAAAGGGUGCAGUGCUCCAAGGACAGGCUGAAGCAGAAUGGCCUAAGAAGAAACUAAAAAAAUCUAAUGAAGAAACAGGUCAAAUGCCACCACACAUAACCAAACCAGAAGUUCAAGAGAAGUCACAGCCAGACCCAACCUCGGAGCUGGAGCUAUCAGAUGAACCCACACCAAGCGAGACAGCUACAGAACUUCCCAAGGAACACAGGCCAGAACCAAGCAAGUUUAAGUAUCCUGUGGACAAUGAUGAGAUGGUAUUCCCUGGAUACCACAAAAAGAUGCCAGAAAAAGAAACUAGCAAGACUAAAAAUGAGUUUAUGGUAGGGUCUCCCAGAGAAAGUGUUGAGUCGACUGCUACAGAUGAUGAAUCUCAGGAACUCCUCAAAGAGAAUCAAGUCGAUAUCUGUGAAGAAUUUACAAUCUUUCCUAGUUCAGAGUCUGGGAUGGAAUUGAGAGAUUCAGUUAGUGAAAAGAAAGUCGUACUUUUACCCCAGGGGUUGGAGAAGAUGGAGCAUAAAGAAUCCAAGAUCAUCAAAAGUGUUAGACCACGAUUUGAACACCUUCAGUGGAGCCCAGAAAAGGUUGCAGAGUGGAUUGGCGAGCUAGGCUUCCCUCAAUACAAGGAGUGUUUUACUGAAAACUUCAUCAGUGGUCAAAAACUCAUCUAUGUAAACUGCUGCAACCUGCCUCAGAUGGGGAUAACCGAUUUUGAAGACAUGAAGACAAUAUCUCAUCAUACUCGAGAACUUCUAGGAAUUGAAGAACCACUGUUCAACCGCAGCAUCAGCCUUCCCUACAGGGACAAUAUCGGUUUGUUCUUAGAGCAGAAGGGUCACAGUGGAGUCAAGUCUGCCUCCCUGACCUUGUCUGAAUUUGUUAAAGAAGCAGGAUUGGAGGAGUAUGGUCUGGAGAUAGACGCCAUGGGAGUGCAUGAGUCCUCACUGCUAGACGGCAGCCAGGAAGAAAACAAGCCAUUGCUGCAGGACAUCUGCUUCGAGAAAGAGUGA